This is a messenger RNA of Alosa alosa (allis shad), 2475 nucleotides long. It is a transcript of the gene cyp39a1, whose product is annotated as 24-hydroxycholesterol 7-alpha-hydroxylase. Gene Ontology annotation, biological process: bile acid biosynthetic process; cholesterol homeostasis. Gene Ontology annotation, molecular function: heme binding; iron ion binding; oxidoreductase activity, acting on paired donors, with incorporation or reduction of molecular oxygen. Bases 1175 to 2311 code for a protein of 378 amino acids. Lineage: Eukaryota; Metazoa; Chordata; Actinopteri; Clupeiformes; Clupeidae. The transcript is spliced from 13 exons. The record is from RefSeq and is a predicted model, not a curated record.
CCAUUUCGGUGCAGGUUAAGGGUAAUGCUACUUAGCACAUAAUAUCGCACCCAACACACCAGGCAAACCUGAAAUGCUUCGCUACUGCUUAUGGUGAAUGUCCUGAUGAAAACAAAAAUCUAUUUAAAGCUUGUUUGGCUGGCGAUGCCACCUACUUCAGGUUAUUUUGAAAAACUCUGGCUAAAUCUAACAAAUAGGUUCUAAAUCUGAAAUCCAAGUAACGUUAUAGUUAAUUAGGUAAACAACCAUGUUAUCCUGGUGUUUUUCUUUUCCAUUAUGUCGACAGCGAAGGUCCAACGCUGGACACAAGCGCCCAAGUAAGUUUGCUAGCAAGCUAAUUAUCCUUGCAGGCUAUAGUGAAGGUUAACAAAAUCACACGACACAAAUCUUUGCCUGCGGUCAUCAUCAGACACGAGUGAUAUAUCUGGCCAUUAAAGAGAAAAUACUCAUUAUUUUGCCUAUUAUGGGGUUUCAUUCAUUAUGUUUUGAGAUGUCAGUUGAGCAGCUGGAUUGCAGCUUAAGUGUGGGCAUGUUUGCUAACGUGCUAGCACAUCUGGCUAGCAAGCUAACAAUCUAGGAAAAUUACAAAGCUAGCAGGGAAAAAAGACUUUGAUAUAAACUGUUAUGUUGUAUGAACCAAAUGUCAUGCAUUUAGGGAAACAUUUGAUAUAUUCUACUGAAAAGUUAAAUAUUUGUGGGUGGGGGCAGACUAGGUAAACAGAGCAGUUAUCCAGCUACCGUGGUCAUCUGGUUAGCUUUCUGUAACGUUAACUUAGUGAGGCUGGACACCAAUUACUUUGUCAAACUUGAAGCCCAACGGUUUAGAAGCUAGUUCUACCCUCCUUAUAUCCCAUUCUUAGUUCUCUGGCAGUCAUUCACUUAUUCACUGGCUGGCUAACGAUGAAAGCCUCAUUUUAAAGAUCUUAUAGAUCGUAAUGGCAGAGUAACGUUAGUCAAUACCACAGCUCAUCUCUUAUUCUUUGAGCAUUACACAAAUGCUCCUCCAUGCAUAAAAGGAUGGAUACCAUGGUUUGGUGCAGCUUUAGAAUUUGGCAAAGCUCCUUUGGAAUUCAUAGCUGAAGCAAGAGCUAAGCAUGGUCCAGUCUUCACUGUAUGUGCUGCUGGCAAGCGCUUGACCUUUGUCACUCUCCAUGAGGACUUUCGCACCUUCUUCAUGUCCAAAGACGUGGACUUUGAGCAGGCAGUGCAGGAGCCUUGCUACAACACAGCAUCCAUCAGCAAAGAGAGUUUCUUCAAGUUCCACCCGGCAUGCAACGCUCUGAUCAAGGGCAGGCUGACCCCGGGGAACUCCGCCAUGUUGGCCAACCACCUGUGUGAGGAGUUCAACGAGCACCUGGAACUGCUUGGGGACAGUGGGACCAAAUGUCUCAGUGACCUGGUCAGGAGUGUCAUGUACCCAGCAGUUAUGAGCAACCUGCUGGGGAAGUGUAAUUCACCGCAGCAGAACAACUCCAUGAAGGAAUUCAAGGACAAGUUCGCCGUCUACGACGAAGGCUUUGAAUACGGCUCUCAGCUCCCUGACUUGUUUUUGCGGGAAUGGGCAAAUGCCAAGAACUGGUUAUUAUCACUGAUGAGGAACAUGGUGGUCAGAGCAGAGGAGGGUGAAGACACUGACACAGGCAGAAAGACUUUGCUGCAGCAUCUAGUUACAACGAUAACGGACAAGUUCCUUCCCAACUUCGGCCUUCUCAUGUUGUGGGCAUCCCUGGCUAAUGCAAUACCUAUAACAUUUUGGGCUGUUGCCUUCAUGAUGUCCAAACCCUCGACCUACAAGAAAGCCAUGGAGCAGAUAAAUGCAACACUAAAAAAUCAAGACACUAAGAACACCAGUGUGACGCUGGAGGACCUGCAGGAGAUGCCGUAUGUGAAGUGGUGCAUCCUGGAGGCCAUCCGGCUCCGGGCCCCUGGUGUCAUCACCCGCAGGGUGGUGCGGCCGCUCAAACUGCAGAACUACACUAUUCCUUCAGGAGACUUGCUGAUGGUGUCUCCCUACUGGGCACACCGAAACCCAGAGUACUUCCCUGACCCAGAGGAGUUUAAGCCAGAACGAUGGGAGAAGGCAGAUUUAGUAAAGAAUGUAUUCCUGGAAGGGUUCGUGGCAUUUGGAGGAGGCAAAUACCAGUGCCCAGGAAGGUGGUAUGCAAUAAUGGAACUGCACAUGUUUGUGGCCAUGAUUCUCUACAAAUUUGACUUUACUCUUUUGGAUCCUUUGCCCAGUCCGAGUCCACUUCACCUGGUGGGCACACAGCAACCUGAGGGACCAUGCACAGUGGAGUACAGGCGCCGGUAGUGUGUCGCCACCACCACCACCAGGGGGCGCUGUACCACACGCUCCCAUCCAGAACAACACAGCUAACUAAGACUAACCACAGAUAGGACCUCUACAACAAAGGCAAUACUAAUGUUUUGGAAAUCCAGUUAAUAAAGCAUCCACAGUGGUGCCUUUUUAUAUGA